UGUCCGCGUGCUGAGUAGAGUCGCUCCACUCCCUGCUCGCGCUCAGAUGCUUUCCUCCUCGCAGGCGACGCACACACUGGCACGAAAAGUCUGUUGUUUGAGGAGUUUCUUAUCUGUUUGCAUCCCCGCGCUGUGAUGUCAGCCCCUCGAGCCGUUCUGGUACUGCUCUGCGUGGCGUGGGCUGUGGCGCGUGCCCGCAGGAGUUCUCUGGAUCCGGAGGAUGUUCAGGAGAAAGUCAACAGCGCGAGAUGCACGUCCAGGUGUCUGAGUCUGCACAUGACCCAGCUGACUGCAGCCUUCAGACAUAUUCAGAAUAACGAGGUUCUGGUCUGGUGUGAAAACCACAGACGCUGCGCUCAGUGCCUUCAUCCAUGCAAAGAAUUAUGGGAAACUAGGAAGGUGAUUUCUCCAAAGUUAUGCGAGAAACAGACAGAGUGUGUGACAAGCAGGGAGUUUCUGGCCUCUCUGAGGUCGUCCCGCCAGGGAGAUUGCCCCCCACCGCAGCGAGCCACAGGAUUCGCUGCAGCCUGUGUUGAGAGCUGUUCAUUUGACCAGGACUGCCCGACCUCUAGAAAGUGCUGCUUUAAUGGCUGCGGGCAUACUUGUCAAGCACCAGCCAAUUUAUAUAAAGGUGUUCCCUUGAAACCUCGCAGGGAGAUGAGUUUUUUGGAAGAUCCUGAGGGUCGUGUGAAGGUGGCAUGGCUGUCAAAGUUCAACGUCAGCAUGGAGCCUGUCAUUUACAUGCUUCAGUCACGCUGGAACAUCGGCAUUCACCCCAGUGAGGACCACGCCUCUCCGUGGGCAACUGUCGUCAUGACCCUGUCUGAGGACGCAUUUUUGUCCGACCUGCGGCCUCAACGUUGGUAUCAGUUCAGGGUUGCAGCCAUCAACAGUCAUGGCAGCAGAGGCUUCACCACACCCAGCAAACACUACAUCUCCAGUAAAGACCCAUCCCCUCCUGAGCCUCCGACAAAUUUAAAAGUGAGCAAUCAGAGUCUAGAAUGGACAGAUACACAAAUGGCACCUGAGUUCACAGAAAGGUUGGAUGAAGCAAAAGCCACAGCGGCAGUGUUAUUGCAAUGGGAGCCCCCCAGAGAGGGAGACCUGCCUGUUCACAACUACAGAAUAACCUGGACGUCUCGACAAGCACGCAAAACUCAUAAACACAUGGUCCAAACUUAUCCACAGACAGAGCUAACCAGCAAGCAUAUGCAUGAACAGGGUAAAAAGGAGAGCAAUAGCGCACUGACUCAUGGGGCACAGACUGAGCUGUGGUUGAAGGGGCUCCUGCCUAGCACUCCCUAUGUCAUAUCUGUUCAGACGGUGGCCUACUGGGGACAGAAGAGGUUGAAGAGUCACAGAGCUCAGCUUUUUUUCACAACUCUCAUUCCUGAAGGUGAAGACAUCUCAAAUGAGCUGCCCUCUUCCUCGUCAUCUUCGUCCCUACCCUCCUCUCCCUCUCAAGCAUCCUCCUCCUCUUCCUCCCAGCUUCCCAAGUCUUCCCGUCGGACUCAUGUGGAUUUGCCUCCGAAUCCCUCUGAAAAUCUGCGGCUGGAAGUCGCUGCCCCCCAUUUCCACAACAAUCAGCUGCAGGUGAAGGUGUUCUGGAAGCGCUCUAAUCACAACAAGCAGAGACAGCGAGGUCCUUUCAUUUUGCGGUGGCAUCCACACACCUGCAGUGCAAAUGUCACAAGAGGAGACAGAACAAUAACGGUGGAGGGUACCCACCACACUAUUAAAGGUCUGCAAUUUGCCUGCAAGUACAGGGUCUCAGUGGCAAUGGCGGCUGAUCCGAAGGUAGAGGCUGUUGCCUGGGUUACAACCCCGACUUGCUCCUCCUUUAGGGUCAGAGGAGACAAAGCUUCACCAUGCAGCAAAGACGAGCGCCCCCUGGCAGGGAGAAAGGUGGUACUGCGUCCAGAACGACUGACUGCAGACUUUCAUCAAGUCAAUGGUACUUUGCUCACAACGUUUCGCUGGAGGAUGUCCCAUCAUGCAGUUGACUCAGCAGCUGUGGAGGGCUUCCAGUUCACCUGGAGUCUGCAGCCUGAGCUCAGUCCUGCAGAACCGAGGCAGGAAGAUGCUCUUAUCUCCCAGACCCAAACUAUUGCACUGUCUGAACGUUCCAUCACUGUUGAUGAGCUUGAGGCUGACAGCGUUUACCGGGUGCAGCUACAGGUGCUGACCACAGGCGGCAGGACUGGAGCGGCCGUCUCAAAGACCAUUCACACCCCGGCAAUUAACAACACAUUUUCAUAGGUAGUGGCAUUCAUUUCUGGAGCAAGGCAUAUACAUGAAUGUAUUCUGAAUUUAUUUGUACCUUUUUUUUUUAUUUUAUUAUGCACAUUGUAGAUGACUUUGGUUCUUUUGCAUGUUACUUUUUACGUUUUUACAACAUAAUGGUGACUCUUUGCUGCACCGUGGUCAUCUUUUCCAGCGUCAAUGUUUCUACCUUCUUGUUUCCUACCAGCUGAUCUUAAUGGCAGAAACCAUGUGCAAAAAUGUAAUAUAGGUUUUUACAUUCAAUUUAUUUCCUGCUUUGAACUGUAUUCCUUUAUUAAUUCAGAUGCCAAACAGAUUCAUUUGAAAAUAACUGUAAUCUAUUGUUCAGUUUUUCAGUGUUUUGGAAGAAAAAUAAACUAUACCUGUAUGUGGAGCCACUUUUUACUGUACCUGUGGGAUGUAUGAGGCAGCAUAGCAUUUAUGAAUGUGCUCACAUUAAUACAGCCAUAUUAAAUUUUCCCUCGCUUCAGUGAAAACCAUAGCUUUUGUUGGGAAAUUAAUUAUUGUUUAAAUAUCUGCAUUGUUUGGUGUCUGUAUGACACUAAUAACUUUGACAACCUUAUAUUAUUCAAGUCAUAAACUAUUGUAAAUAGCCGUUUGUUUUCUGAUGUUUUUUUUAUUCUGCUAGUGGAGAAAAGUAUAGCACUGACUUUAUGUAAAAAUAGUAACAGCAUUGUUUUUUUCUUUGGAAAUAUUUCAAUGCUGUCUCCAAUAUUUUUGUUUUUCCCUUCUUUUUUAUUUGUUUUUUUUUUUUUUUUUUUUUUUUUUAAGAUUUAGCUGUAAUGGUUUUAUUCAAUGUUUGAAAAGUCAGGAAACAGCCAAAGUCUUUCAAACUGUAAUUACAAUGUUAAUAUUUUCUACCAGGUAACUUUCAACUAUUUAGAUUCAUUCUUAAUAGUUCAGAUUUAUUGCUUUACUUUUUCUGUACCAAGUCCUAUUUAUUGUUCUCUUGUCCAGUUUGUUUUUGUAAAUAAAGUUUAUCACCACA
Messenger RNA from Cyprinodon tularosa, 3271 nucleotides. RefSeq names its product anosmin 1b (gene anos1b). The coding region runs from base 136 to 2259 and encodes 707 amino acids. Gene Ontology annotation, molecular function: peptidase inhibitor activity; protein binding. The record is from RefSeq and is a predicted model, not a curated record. NCBI's taxonomy places the organism in Eukaryota, Metazoa, Chordata, Actinopteri, Cyprinodontiformes, Cyprinodontidae. The transcript has 14 exons. Gene Ontology annotation, cellular component: cell surface; extracellular region. Gene Ontology annotation, biological process: neuron differentiation.